Molecule: messenger RNA, 300 nt
Organism: Marasmius oreades (fairy-ring Marasmius)
Lineage: Eukaryota; Fungi; Basidiomycota; Agaricomycetes; Agaricales; Marasmiaceae
Exons: 3
Coding region: 1-300 (99 amino acids)
Source: RefSeq, a predicted model, not a curated record
AUGGGGGGUCGUAUUACAGGAUAUUAUCAAAGGACUGUGGCCAUCAUCCUGGAAUCCGGAAUCAUCUAUCCAUUAAUCCUCGCCACAAACGUCACCUUAUUCUCAAACCAGGGAACAAUCGUCGUCGUAGUCGAUUUAGAACCAACAGUAGUUUUGCUUGCUGGUAUUGCUCCGGCAUUGAUCAUCGUUCGAGCGCAUUAUGGUAAAAAAUCCGGUGGAGACUGGGAGAGGGCACGUAUAUCGGAUAUUCAGUUCCCGAACUUGUCUCAAACUUCCCAGGCUGAGGAGGAACAUACAUGA